UGACGGUCCCGUGACCAGAAGCGGAAACGCUCAGCACAGUGAGAGGACAACGUCGUAACAGCUAACACAAGCAAACCCAAAGCAUCCCCGUUUCUGGAUUUAUAUCUGCGUUAAGCCUUAUUUCAACAAAAAUAAAUAAAAUAAAAAAUGGACGGAUCUUCCAGAGCAUCCCCAGACGUCGAUGCUGGUCCACCGCCCUAUAUGAGAGGAAAUGAAAGUUCCCUGGUUUCGGCUCUCAAGACACUGCUGUUCUUCACCAUCCUUAUGGUUACGUUACCCAUCGGACUCUACUUUGCAUCAAAGGCCUACAUCUUUGAAGGGACGAUGAAGAUGUCCAGCUCUGACAGCUACUUCUAUGCAGCCAUUGUCGCUGUGCUGGCGGUGCAUGUGGUUUUGGCCUUGUUUGUGUACGUGGCCUGGAACGAAGGUGUGCCUAAAGGAAAGGGCAAACAUGAUUAAAACUAGGUUUACAAAACCAAUAAGGUAGGUAGAGAUGAGGUUGUGAAGGGGAAGCCACGUUUUUCUCUACACUGAACGUUGAAGCACUGGUGAUGACAACAGCUACAAACCUGAAAGAGAAUCUUAAACUUGAGAUUAAAGUACAUACAUAUGUACAAUAGGAAAGAAUGCUGUUUGUUGUGAUUCAUAUUUUUCACCUCAGCAGAUCUGCUUUUGACUUUUAGUUAAAUGAAAAUGUUACUAUUUGGGGAAAGGACAGUCUUAUUUUAAAAUAAGCUGCCCAUUGACUAAAGUGCUCUCACGAGUAUGUGAAAUGACACAUUUUGGAAUUCUUUGUAUUGUGUCAAGUAUGAUUAAUUUGAUUGAAGUUGUUUCCUUUGAAACCUCGUUUUCUGUACUGAAAUCUAAAAAUAUGUGAUGUAGAUACUGUUUAAGUCCCUAUCAGGGAUGCAAAAAUAUGGAAUAAAAGUUUAUUUGUAAUAAAACA
Cynoglossus semilaevis (tongue sole) is the source of this 946-nucleotide messenger RNA. RefSeq names its product vacuolar ATPase assembly factor VMA21 (gene vma21). Gene Ontology annotation, biological process: vacuolar proton-transporting V-type ATPase complex assembly. The transcript is spliced from 3 exons. The coding region runs from base 148 to 459 and encodes 103 amino acids. Gene Ontology annotation, cellular component: endoplasmic reticulum membrane. NCBI's taxonomy places the organism in Eukaryota, Metazoa, Chordata, Actinopteri, Pleuronectiformes, Cynoglossidae. The record is from RefSeq and is a predicted model, not a curated record.